Molecule: messenger RNA, 1587 nt
Organism: Coregonus clupeaformis (lake whitefish)
Lineage: Eukaryota; Metazoa; Chordata; Actinopteri; Salmoniformes; Salmonidae
Gene: ddah1
Product: dimethylarginine dimethylaminohydrolase 1
Exons: 6
Coding region: 299-1147 (282 amino acids)
Biological process (GO): positive regulation of nitric oxide biosynthetic process; arginine metabolic process
Molecular function (GO): dimethylargininase activity; amino acid binding
Source: RefSeq, a predicted model, not a curated record
GUUGUCUGUCACAUGUCCGGCUGUGCUGUGGCUUCACCAGGAAUCGAUACUGUAGCGGUUACAUUCGUUCACCUCAUGGUUUGUUAGUGCGCGUCAUCAAACCGUUGUCUCUUGCUUGUUGCUUAUUUGAGUUGAGAUGUCAGUUUAGUAAAUAAAAAAAGAACCAAAAGAAAAACAAACGAACAAAGCUUAAUCAACAGAAAGACAACCACAACAUUCGCUCUCUCAUACAUUUAGAAUAGCCUACUGUUCGAGCUAUUUGUUUGAGCAAUUUGAGGGUAAAAACAAUCAACGGAACAUGGCUGGUGUGAUGGCAGGUUUUGGUAACUUCACUCACGCCGUUGUUCGAGCUAUCCCCUCAUCCCUUGCCAAAGAGGCACUGAGGAUGAACGUUUCGGACGUGGACCUGGAGAAAGCUCAGCGAGAACAUGAGGUAUACGUCGGGGUUCUGAAGCAGAAACUCGGGCUGGAGGUGAUCGAACUCCCCGCCGACGAGUCGCUCCCGGACUGUGUGUUCGUGGAGGAUGCUGCAGUGGUUUGCGGUGACACGGCUCUGAUCACCAGACCCGGGGCAGAGAGCAGAAGGAAAGAGACGGAGGCCAUGCGGCGGGCCCUGAAGGAGCUGGGCCUGAACAUCGUUGAGAUGUCUGAUGAGAACGCCACUCUGGACGGAGGGGACGUCCUCUUUACAGGUAGAGAAUUCUUUGUGGGCCUUUCCAAACGGACCAAUCAGAGAGGAGCUGAGAUCCUGGCGGACGCGUUCAAGGACUACGCUGUGUCCACCGUUCCCGUCACUGAUGGUCUACAUCUGAAGAGCUUCUGCAGCAUGGGAGGACCAGGCCUCAUCGUGAUUGGCUCCAGCGAACCGGCCCAGAAAGCCCUGAAGAUCAUGCAGCAGAUGAGUGACCAUCGUUAUGACAAGCUGACGGUGCCUGAUGACAUUGCAGCCAACACCAUCUAUAUGAACCUCCCUGGCAAAGGCCAUGUACUGUUACAUUGCACCCCAGAGGAGUUCCCAGAGAGUGCCAAGGUGUUUGAGAAGCUGAAGGAUCACAUGUUGAUCCCAGUGUCCAACAUGGAGAAGGUGAAGGUGGACGGAGCCCUCACCUGCUGCUCCGUUCUCAUCAACAUGAAAGCCAAAGUCUGAUCUGAGCAUGCUCCGUUAGGGGUCUCUCAGACAGACCUGGCUUCAAAUACUACUUGAAAUCUUUGACAUACUUUGAUGUGCCAGGUUUGCCGUUUUUGGACUAUACUAUUGGGCAAUUAUUAAGCCAGGCAAGCUCAAUCAAGCACAGACACAAAGUAUUUGACAUGAUUUCGAAUAGUAUUUUAACCCAGGUCUGCUCUCAGGGCAGGGUCGGCCCACUGCUGCCACAUUGCCCUGUUGAGAAGCUCAACUACCUAGCCUGGGUGCAAGUCUGUUUCUGGCCAGUCUGUUUCUGCUGUCUUGCCCCUGAAAACAAACUGGUAUCCAGGUUACCAACCCCCCUCCCCUUCUGAAAGUGCUCAUGUGUCAAUCAAUCCCUCUGCUUACUGGUCAAUGUUUACAACCCUUUAAAACAACCCCUUAUAAUACCACUGGAGAGG